Pelmatolapia mariae (spotted tilapia) is the source of this 918-nucleotide messenger RNA. Its product is annotated as putative C-type lectin domain family 20 member A. The transcript has 2 exons. The record is from RefSeq and is a predicted model, not a curated record. Bases 1 to 687 code for a protein of 228 amino acids. NCBI's taxonomy places the organism in Eukaryota, Metazoa, Chordata, Actinopteri, Cichliformes, Cichlidae.
AUGAAAGACAAUAAAACCUUUCAUUUGAAUGAGACGUCUGUGACCUGGACUCAGGCUCAGAGCUACUGCAGACAGCAUCACACCGACCUGGCCAGUGGACUCGAUCAGAUAUACAGUGAAGAGUUUAAGAAGCUGCAGAAGUCUAAAGCCUCGUGGAUCGGCCUGUUCAGAGACAGCUGGAGGUGGUCAGAUGGGAGUAACUUCUCUUUCAGAUACUGGGACAUGGACUCAUUUAAUGAUGGACUAAACAACAGGAGAUGUGCUACGACUCUGUUAGAGAGAUCAGGAAGAUGGAGCUCUGCUGGAUGUGACCAAAGAAAGCCUUUCUUCUGCUAUGAUGAUAAACUGAUUCUGAUCAGAGAAAACAAAACCUGGGAGGAAGCCUUGAAUUACUGCAGACAGAAACACCAUGACCUGGUUUCAAUCAGCAACCCUAAAGAGCAGCGAUGGGUCCAGGAAAGAGCCAAAAACGCCUCGAGUCCUUUCGUCUGGCUGGGACUGCGCUACUCCUGCACUGCACGUUUGUGGCUUUGGGUCACUGAUUAUGUAGUGUGCUAUGAGAGGUGGGCUUCAGGGGGAAGGACUGAAGACUGUGACAUGUCUGCAGCCAUGACCACAGGAGGGCAGCACGAGUGGGUCAGUCCGAGGGAAAAUGAGACAUUUAAUUUUAUUUGUAUAAAACACUGAGGUUUAAACCUAAAGUCACUUCUUAGCUGCACAUGUAGAUUUUCUGGGGUGAACUCUGUGUUUCUGCUCAGUGUUUACAGUCUCUGGAUUUGAAAUGGGAGAAAAAUGACCAACAGACCUGCAGGUUAGAUAUUUGCAGAGAGCAGUCUGUGUUUCAUUUCCUCUCCUUUACCAGAGUCAGGAGCAUCUUGGUUUCUUCCAUCAUUGUUGCUGGAUUGGUUCAUUAUUAAA